CUGAACUUUGGACUUGAUAGUGUUAAUUGUAAUCGCGAUUAUAUUUUAAAGUCUAUUUUUAUUUAUUUUUUAAUGUGUUAUGUUCUUUAUGUGCACAGGUACAAGAAUAUUUUACUCUACGUUAUGGUGGUAAGUGACUAAUGGAAACUAUUAUAUCAUUGUAUGAGGAAUUAAAGAAAAUUAGAGUAUAUUUAAUUAAAUUAGGAGCCAGUCGAAGAACGGAAAAAGUGUUAGUAAACAAAUUAAAUGAGAUUAAUGCAAUCUAUGAGAAAUAUGAGACGUGGCUGAUAGGUUUUGAAGAAAAACUUAAGAGAAAAUAUUAUAGUUCGGAUGAUAUUAUAUUAAUCAAAAAUUAUUGUAGUCGAUUUUUAGAGUUACAUGAAAAUAUUUUAGUGUUGUGUAAUAGUGAUAAGCCGAAGUCAUCGUUCAACAUGAAUUCUUUUGAUUUAAAAACGGCGUUAAAUCUUUUACCUAUUAUGACAAAUGAGGAGUCGAAUACAAAACAGUUGAUUGAUAACAUUGAAUAUUAUAAUACUUUAUUGAAAGAAGAUACAUGUAAACAAAAUUUAAUUAAUUUCGUAUUAAAAAGUAGGCUUUCUCCUGAAGCUAAGUUAAAAUUAAAAUCAAAAUAUGAAUCAGUUAAUGAGUUAAUUAUUGAUAUGAGAAAUGUAUUAUUGUGUAAGAAAGCUGCAAUGGCAAUACAAAAUAAAUUACAAAAAAUUAGACAAAAUGACUUGUCAAUUGCUGACUAUGGUAAAGAAAUAACGGAACUAUUUGUUGAUUUAACGAUAACGCAAGCUGACGGGAAUGAUCAAUGCUAUAAAAUAUUAAAACCUAUUAAUGAAAAAAUGGCUGUUAAGCAAUUUGCUGACGGCUUGCGUAAUCGUCGACUUAGUACGAUUAUUUCUGCCAGGAAUUAUAGUUCACUUAAAGAUGCUGUACAGGCAGCCCAAGAUGAAGAAGUAUCAAUUCCUUCAACAUCUGGAGAAAUCAUGGGUAUGUACAAGAAACCAUACCAUAAUAAAUAUUUCAACAAUGGUUCAAAUUAUUAUAGAAGCUGGCGUGGAGGACGUUGCCGCUAUCCUGUACAUAGAGGAAGAGCUCGAGGACAGCAAGCAGCUCAUCUAGCUUCUCGAGGACAAGGGUCACGAGGUCAGUACACGCGAGGAAGUAGCGGAGGUCCACAGCAGAGAGGUAAAUUUUUUAAUUCAACUAGAGGAAAUCAAGGGAUGCGUAAUAAUCGUAAUAUUCAUUUAAUGCAUGAUAAUGAUAAUAAUAAUUUCGAAAAAUUUGAAGAGUCAGAACUUUCUUUGAAUCAGUUUUUUCGUGAGGAAUAGUGAAAAAUUUAUUUUAGCCAGUGAUAGUAAUUGUUAUAUUUCUUUACUUUCAUCAUCAUGUAAUAAUUAUAACAAAAAAUAUUUUUUAGUAGAUUCUGGAGCAUCAAUAUCGGCAUGUACGUAUAAACAUGCUAUAGAAUGUAACAUUCCAAUCCAUAAGGAGAAUGUAACAAUCAACGGUUUAGGUGGAAGUGUACAAGCAAUAGGAUACUUAUUUUUACCAUUAACUUUUAAUAAUGAAACAUUCAAUCAUAAGUUUUUUGUUUUUCAAAAUUUACCAAUUAAAGGAAGUGGAAUUUUAGGCCGUGAUUUUUUAAAUAGAUGCAAAGCUCAAUUAGACUUCAGUAAAAAUACUUUGACAUUAUUUAUUAAUUCGAAAAUUACUUUACCUUUAAUAAAUACAUGUAAUGUUAUUUUUGAGAUCCCAGCUAGAAGCGAGUCAAUACAUUUUAUACAUACGGACAUUAAUGAAGAUUGUGUCAUAUUAUCUCAAGAAAUAAAACAUGGUAUAUUUUUAGCAAGUUCCAUAUGUUCACCAAAAGAUGGAUUGAUUCCUGUUAGAAUACUUAAUGUUACUGAAAAUGAUGUUCAACUCACAGAAAUAAAUCCAAAAAUUGAUAAAGUUAGUAACUAUAAUAUUUGUGAAUUUGAAAAGUCAACGACCGAUUCAAAUAGAGUGAAAAAACUUUUCUCAUUAAUGAAAUUGCAACAUUUAAAUAUUGAGGAACAAAAAACUAUUGAGAACAUUUGCGCUAAAUAUUCAGAUAUAUUUUACCUCCCUGGUGAUAAAUUAAGUACUACUGAUGUAUACACACAUACUAUUUCUGUCAAACCUAAUACAAAUCCAAUCUUUUCAAAACAAUAUCGUUUGCCAUACUCUCAAAAGGACGAAAUUAAACGCCAAAUUGAUAAAAUGUUAGAGGAAGGGAUAAUUGAACCUAGCAAGAGCGAUUGGUCUAGUCCAAUACUGUUAGUACCUAAAAAAUCAGAUUCAACAGGAGACAAAAAAUGGAGGCUUGUCGUAGA
This is a messenger RNA of Amyelois transitella, 2363 nucleotides long. RefSeq lists its product as uncharacterized. The record is from RefSeq and is a predicted model, not a curated record. NCBI's taxonomy places the organism in Eukaryota, Metazoa, Arthropoda, Insecta, Lepidoptera, Pyralidae. Bases 141 to 1337 code for a protein of 398 amino acids. The transcript has a single exon.